Messenger RNA from Phanerochaete carnosa HHB-10118-sp, 1332 nucleotides. RefSeq lists its product as uncharacterized. NCBI's taxonomy places the organism in Eukaryota, Fungi, Basidiomycota, Agaricomycetes, Polyporales, Phanerochaetaceae. The transcript has 2 exons. Bases 16 to 1272 code for a protein of 418 amino acids. The record is from RefSeq and is a predicted model, not a curated record.
CAUGCUUCUCGCCAGAUGACGUCUGAUACCACCGUGACCGCACGUCACAUACCGCAGGAAUUAUUCGCAACAAUCAUACGCCAUCUUAUACCUCCGGAACACCAGCUCUUCCGCAGCGGAAGACAUAAGAAACGGCUGAAGCGCGAACUUGGGCAGUGCUCCCUUGUCUGCCGUUACUGGGCGAUACACUGCCGUCCGGCCAUAUUCACGCACAUCGAGCUUCAGACUCCAGAGGAUGCUUAUCGCUUGCUCGAGCUUGCGAAGACGACCUCGCUGGGCAUCAGUGUCGGGAUGUACAUCUCAGACGUCACUAUUCGUGCAACGGUGUCUUCGCUUCCGUGGAUCCACCUCAUCACAAACACCACUCAGCCUCGCGACUUGUUCCCGAAUAUGAACAGUUACAGGGUUUACAUUCAGUCUCCUUUUAGUGGACCUCAAGAAAUGAAACCCUUCGCCCCCCGUUCCGCAUUUCACAGCCUUCCGCGCUCGCUCCCUUCCCCCUUAAAGCACCUCGUCUCUCUCGAGCUCAAGGACCUGCGCUUCGCUACAUUCGCAGACUUCAUCUCCUUUCUUGACUCGCUCAUUACCCCCGACCACGGCUCGCGUAAUGCUCCACUUUCUCUUCACCGCGUCACAUGGGCGGACCAUGACAAGCUGACGCCGUUAGAAAUACCAGUUGCUUUCCGCGGCGUGAGACGCCGCUGGAAAAAGUACUGCACAAACAUUGUUGCAGUUCGCUGCACAGCCGUAUGGCCGCUCAUUUGGCUUCAAGUUACUGCACAACGUCCAAGGCCGCCACCGACCAGAAUGCCACCAUUUGUCCACCCUGCGGAAACGUAUCGGCUUGUGGCGCUCGUGCAGAUAACUAUGGACGAAUGCGAAUGCACCGCUUGCGCUGAACAUAAGUCAGAGCGGGUGACUCUGGGAGAAGUGGAACCUGGCAAGGAUUUCCCUGAUUGCACGACGUUGAGAAUACGGAACACUGUUCACGACCUGAUCUUCUGCAUCUCGCUCGACGGCCAUGUCGUGAAUAUCUGCUUUCACCUGCGGGUCGCAUUCACCGCGAUAUGGCAAAGUGAUGAGCCCCCCGAGUCACUCAGACUCGACUGGACAGCCCUAGACCAGCGUGCAGCUGCUUUCAAUGGGAGCAUGCUCUCCGUCUGGAUACCUGACGGAAUAUACGAUGAGUAUGAGCCAUUUGUGCGUGCUCACAUGCCGAUGACCGAGUCGCACGGCCGGCUGAAGCUCGAAAGAGAGGUACCGGAAGCCUGACAAACUUGAUUAUUCCAAUGUAAAUUGCGCCGCGCAUGCUACAAAAUAUUAUCUGUUCAC